Prorocentrum cordatum is the source of this 351-nucleotide messenger RNA. NCBI's taxonomy places the organism in Eukaryota, Dinophyceae, Prorocentrales, Prorocentraceae. The record is from the annotation of a GenBank genome assembly.
CCCCUGGGCGCGCGCGCGCGCGCCCUCCGCGGGGCCGAUGCCGCCGGCCGCGGCCGCGGCGGUGCCCCCAGGGUUCCCGCCCGCCUCGCCACGGCGGUGGGACCCCUGAACACCGGCGGUCCCACGCCAACCGCGCGGCCGCCCCCGGAGGCGGGCUGGGCGCCCCAGGGGCCCAGAGGCGGCAGCAAGACGCCGCAGGGCACCGCUCGCGACGCCCCGCCGGCGAAGGCCGUGCCGAUCUGGCUGGGCAGCGGGACCAGGCAAGUCGCCGUGGUUGUGCCAGACAUCAGGCAGGUGGUGCCCGAGGAGCUGCAGCUCAGCGAGGCGGUGAUCGCCAUCGAGCGUUUCGAG